AUGGAGACGGAUUCCAAACGCGGCGUGUACUCCAUUGCACGAUCCAUGUUGCCGCAGCAUUUUCUGCGGCGAGCCCCCCACGAGGACUACGACAUUGAGCAGCACCUCAACAUGAGCAUGUUUGAGGACGACGACGGGCUCAACGAGGAGCUAGACAUUGACAUGGAUCAGUUCCACAUGGACCUCUUUUCGCCCCAGCAGGGCGUGGUCACACAGACCCCGAUACCCACGCCGAUACAAAAGUCUCCGGCAACGCUUCCGACACAUUCGACACAUUCGACACAACCCGCCACACAGACACAAAAGGCCAAGAAACGCAAAAACGAGUCCGGCCUGGCCAACUACAAGUUUGGCCGAACCACGCCCAUCAUUUACCCCCCGUCGUUGAGCCCUGGCCCCCACAACUCCGGCUCGCCCCCCACCUAUCUGCCGGACUUCAACCCGGUGACUUGGGACCAGAUUGGCAGUCACACCGCCCACAAGCUUGUGGUCCAGGACCUCCCUCCCCGCUCGCGAGUGGAGACACAAAUCAACCUGUCCAUGUUUGUGUACCCGCCGCCACCACAGAACCUUGUGCAUCUCCCCACCGACACAAUUUCCAAACCCAAGCUGCAGCUGCGACAGGGCUUCGAGCCCGACGCCGACGUGCUCAUGUUGGAGACGGUCGUCGUGUGCCAUUCGGACCCCCGCAACUUCGUCAAUAUUUGUUCUGGUUGCAUGAACCGAGAGCGAAAGCGAGCGUCGCGUAAAAAGGUGCGUGUCCCCAUCGACGAAGCACACUGGAACUGCGACCGGGACCGACGCGCCAUCAUCUUCAACUGCAAAGAGAUUGUCGAGCUGUCCCCCGUGACCACCGAAGGAGGAGUGGUGGGUCGACGGCUGGAUCUGCCCAUGCGGAUCGCGUGCUACUGUCGCCACCACGGCGAGGAGCUGGGCUUCACAGCCUACAUUUCGCUGAGGGACCACACGGGCCGUGUUGUUGCCCAGACAAAAACCACCCCCAUCAUGAUCACCGACGACCACAAGGCCUUGACCGAGGGCGACGUGUCCUCUCUAGCAGCUCGAGUCUCUUCCGAAUCGCAACAAUCACAAUCACAACCACAAUCACAACCACAGUCACAGCCACAAUCACAACCACAAUCACAGGCGCAAUCGCCCUCUCCCGAUGGUCCUCAGAUGGAGAUGGAGGUGGUUCGAACCACCAAGAAACGUAAGAGUGGCGCCGACGACACACCCUACUCCAUGUCGUCGACCACGUCACUCCAGAAGCUGGGCUCUGUCUCAGAAACAUCUUCCAUUCCCGACACGGAUCUCUUCACGUCUGUGCCCUCAUCCACCGACUUCUCCGAGUCAUACACCAACAUGGCCAGUUUGUUGAGUGGGUCCGAGAGUGCGGCGGAGGAGGAUUCCUCUGUCCCUGCCGUCAAGCGGCUUAUUCCCUCUCAGGGCUCUAUCCGGGGAGGUAUGGAGAUCACCUUGCUGGGCCAGGGUUUCCAUGACGGACUCGUGGUGAAGUUUGGUGACAACUUUGCCUCAACCCAGUGCUGGAGUGAUACGACCAUUGUCGCACAGCUUCCUGCCACUGAGGUUGCCGGGCCCGUGAUUGUCGCCUUCUCUGGUAUCCCCGUCAAAAACCCCCAGGUCUUCACAUAUAUCGAUGACACGGACCGACAACUCAUCGAGCUGGCUCUGCAGGUGGUGGGUCUUAAGAUGAACGGCAAGCUAGAGGACGCUAAGGACAUUGCUCGUCGGCUUAUUGGAGGAGGAGGAGUCAAUAACGUUUCUGGCGUGAUGGUUCAACAACAGCAGCAGCAUCAACAGCCUGACUACAUUCAACAGCAGAUGCAGCUGGAGAGCGAGGUAAUCAAGCUGCUGAGCUGCUGUGACGUGAUGCAGAGCUCUGAAAACAACGAGGGCCUCAACUUCACCAACGCCAAGACGCAGUCGAUGAUGCACCUGGCUGCCGGACUCGGAUUCACACGACUAGUGGUUUUCUUGACCUCUCGGGGCGUGUUCCUGAACACCCAAGACGACGCGGGCUUUACCCCGCUGCAUUACGCUGCUCUUCGUGGCAAGCUGGAUGUUGUCACGUACCUGGCUUCUCAGAACGUCAACCUCUUUGUGGAGUCCAAGUCCGGUCACUACGCGCUGGACAUUGCUGAGGAGGAGAUCCGGUCAUAUCUGAUGGAUCUCAUGUACUCGGGCGUGUCUGCUUCUUCGGAUGACUCUGGUUCAGAGACUGAAGUGCCCGCAUCUUCCAAGCGGUCGCGUCGACAUCGACGACGAGCACGAGGACCCCGAGGUAUCGCUCAGUACAUGUACGACCUUAACAGCGCGGUGUGGAGCUCCAACAUGGGCGAUCUGUAUGAUUUCAUCAAGUCGCCCUUCAAGGUCGCUGAGUCAUCUACGUCGGAAUCGUCUUCCGCGUCUUCCGCGUCUCCCGCGUCUUCCUCGUCUCCUAACGAGCAUGCUCCUCCCAAAUACGAAGACAUCUUUCCCGAGGGCUCCAAGGUGCCCGAAAUCGACUACUCGUCGUCGGUCAUUGAAGCUGGGUCUUCCACCCCAGCAGCCCCCAGCUCGUGGGACCGAAAGGAGCAGACAGAAGUGUCUGCCACUCCUUCUAACACACCCACCGAUGAGUCUGCUGCUUCCUGUGGAGCAGUAGAAAUGAGCGAGGAGGAGGUCAUGGAGGCCUGGAAGUCGAAGCGUACGCUUCUGCACCAAGACAUUAUGUUCUUCCUCUUCUGGCUUCCCAUUUUUGUUGCUCUCAUGUACUGGGCCUAUCUGACCGCUCGGUCCUCUCUCAUGGGCUACUCUUCGACAUCUUCUUGGGAUGUCAAGUCUAUGAAAGACACUUUUCUGGACUAUACUUUGCAUGUCCUGAUUCCCAAGAAGCACAUUCACAAAGUCAAGUGGUUGAGUUGA
Yarrowia lipolytica CLIB122 is the source of this 2925-nucleotide messenger RNA. RefSeq lists its product as uncharacterized. Lineage: Eukaryota; Fungi; Ascomycota; Dipodascomycetes; Dipodascales. Gene Ontology annotation, molecular function: protein binding. The record is from RefSeq and is a predicted model, not a curated record.